GCUUGGGAUUCUCUACGCCCCUCCACUGCUCAUGCUCACUCAUGUGCUCUCUCUUUCAAAAUAAAUAAAUAAACUUAAAAGAAAUCAAAUUAAAUUAAAAAAAUAAAGAAUUCUUGUUCAUGCAAUCUUGUAUUUUUGGUAUUAAUAAGUGACGUGUUCCUUGCUUUUAGAUUGCUGUUUUUUUCUACUUAAUUCUCCUGAAGUGAUUGGCUAGAAGCCUCUGAAAACAUGGAUCAUGUAAAAGGUCUCAGUCCUCUAGAGCAUGAUUCCUCAGACCAAAGAUAGAAUUGCAGAAGCCUGGAUUUGGAACAAGUGACCAAAGAGAAAACAGAAAAGAGAAAACAGAAAACAUAAAACAGAAAACCCAGAUCUAACAGAUGUUGGGAGAAAACACAACUCUAAACAAAUGAGUGCUGUAAGUUCCCAACAGGACAAGGGGUUGGACCCUCCUACUGGAAGCUAUCUCUUGAAUGCUCGGACAAACCCUGUGAAUUGUUAAUUCUCCACUCUUGAAUUCAUCAUCAGCUUUGAAAUAAAAGAAGACAGGAUGAAUGUGACUGAAUUCAUUCUAAUGGGACUUACCCAGAAUCCUCAGAUGCAGAGAAUUCUAUUUUUGGUGUUACUUAUCAUCUACAUUGUCACUGUCACAGGCAACCUGCUCAUUGUGGUCACUAUAAUCUGCAGCCAGACUUUGGAUUCCCCAAUGUAUUUCUUCCUGGCAUUCUUGUCUUUGAUAGAUGCAUGCUAUUCCUCCUCCAUAGUCCCUAAAAUGUUAGCUGAUCUGCUUUCUGAUUCAAAAUCUGUUUCUUUCAGUGGCUGCAUGACACAGCUCUUUGUAGAACAUUUCUUAGGAGCUUCAGAGAUUGUCCUCCUUGUGGUCAUGGCCUAUGACCGCUAUGUGGCCAUCUGUAGACCCCUGCACUACGUGACCAUCAUGAACCACCACACAUGUCGCCUCUUUGUGGGGGUGUGUUGGGCAGUGGGUUUUCUCCACUCCAUUGGACAGAUUCUAGUUACUUUCUGGCUCCCAUUCUGUGGUCCCAAUGUCAUGGAUCACUUCAUGUGUGACAUUUUCCCCCUGUUACAACUUGCCUGUACUGACACUUUCCUUGUUGGCCUCUUGGUUGUUGCCAAUGGUGGAGUAAUUUCUGUGAUCACCUUUGUGAUGUUAUUGGUAUCCUAUGUGGUCAUCCUGUGCUCCCUGAAGACUCACAGCUCUGCAGGGAGGAAAAAGGCCCUCUCUACCUGUGGCUCCCACAUCACAGUUGUUGUUUUGUUCUUCGUGCCCUGUACUUUUAUGUAUCUGAGACCAGUAGCUACUUUUCCCAUGGAUAAAGUCCUAACACUAUUCUUUACUCUUAUUACUCCCAUGCUAAACCCUGUCAUCUACACAGUAAGGAAUACAGAAGUAAAAAAUGCCAUUAGAAUGUUAUUAAACAGCAAUGCAAUUUCAGAAAAUAAAUGACCCACUACAAAGAUGUUAUUUCUUUCAUGAUCUUUUACAUUUUUAUAUUUUAUUACUUUUAAGACCUCAUAUCUCUCAUGUGGCACAACACCUCUGCAAGCAGGUAUUAUUAUGAUUAUUCCUAUUUUACAGAUGAAGGAAAAUGAAGUUCAAAAACAUUAAAUAACCAGCCCAAUGUCAGACAGAGCUAGUAUGCAGCUCUGCCUUUUUCUAAAUCCAAAUUUGAUGCUCUUUCAACCAUUUCAAAGAGUAUCAGAAAAAAGGCAGCAUUUCAUCAGAACUCUUGUUUUGUAACAGACUUAAAAAUGUUCCUUUCUAAUUACAGAGCUGUGUAAUGGCUUGUGUAUAUAAGCAGUUGGUACUCAGUUGAAUUGCCUACUGGCCUAGGACAGUGUGGAAUGCAAUUUAGAAAGGAGGUAUUUGCCAAUACCCUCUUAGCACACACUUGAUAUAUCUAAUGUUUAAAAUUAUCUUGGGUUUCUUGUUCCGUUGGGUAAAAGUUGUCAGGGAUUAUAAAAAUUAAUUGUAUUUAGACUGAUGUGAAGAUUUUAAAGUGUUUUCCCAUGGUCACAACUUACAAAAUUGAAUUCUCGUGUUUUUAUUUUACAGAAAAAAAGUAGAAAAUCAGAAAGGUUAAAUAACUAGAUCAUAGAACAUGCAAGCCAGCCUUGAGUGCAAAUAUUCGUACUCCACAUCCUGUGAUCUUUUCAUGAUACAGGGGUCUGGGACUGGUAUUUGAUUAUGGUUUGGUUUAUAAAAAUAGUUUUUGGUUAUAUGCCAUAGAAAGUGACACUUUGAGUAAUAAUUAUUAGUAAAAUCAAAUGUAAUUAUUUGUCAGAAACAUGCAGUAAAAUCAUUUCACUAUUAAAAAGUUGACUUUGCAUUUAGUUCCUUGAACCUGGAAUCCUCUUUGGAAACUGCUUUAGGAGAGCAUUUAUAAGAGAUACGAAAAAAUAGGAAUCAUUACUCAACAGUUGUCAAAGAAAGUAUUUCUCAGCUGAACAGCUUAAGUUGCAUGACUUUCUUGUGAAUUA
Neofelis nebulosa (Clouded leopard) is the source of this 2499-nucleotide messenger RNA. RefSeq names its product olfactory receptor 4C46-like. Bases 548 to 1465 code for a protein of 305 amino acids. Gene Ontology annotation, cellular component: membrane. The record is from RefSeq and is a predicted model, not a curated record. Lineage: Eukaryota; Metazoa; Chordata; Mammalia; Carnivora; Felidae. The transcript is spliced from 4 exons. Gene Ontology annotation, biological process: G protein-coupled receptor signaling pathway. Gene Ontology annotation, molecular function: olfactory receptor activity; G protein-coupled receptor activity.